Messenger RNA from Acanthaster planci (crown-of-thorns starfish), 21071 nucleotides. RefSeq names its product adhesion G protein-coupled receptor V1 (gene adgrv1). Gene Ontology annotation, biological process: cell communication; cell surface receptor signaling pathway; cellular response to calcium ion. Gene Ontology annotation, cellular component: membrane; cytoplasm. Gene Ontology annotation, molecular function: G protein-coupled receptor activity; G-protein alpha-subunit binding; adenylate cyclase inhibitor activity. NCBI's taxonomy places the organism in Eukaryota, Metazoa, Echinodermata, Asteroidea, Valvatida, Acanthasteridae. The record is from RefSeq and is a predicted model, not a curated record.
ACGACGCUAUGAAAUGAGGAUUUUCGUUUCUAAGGUGAUGGUACUGCAGCGUCGCUUGCCGACCGUCCGAUUAAAUUAAGAAGAAAAAAAAGACUCGCUUGGUGGAAUCGAGGACACGAUACACUGUGAAAUCGGAAAGGAGUGUUCUAGACUAAUAUCUGUGAAACUUUUAGCUUAACUUCUAGAUCUCGAUCGAUGUCGUGAGGCGAGGACCAACGUCACGAGAGACGCUUGCUGCGUGCAAAGUGGAAUUAAAUGUCUUCAAAUUUCUCUUGGAUCACGGAAGCAGUUGAGAACUGAAUUUGAGUAGCGUUUCUUUGCUAUGAUUACCAACGAAAUUUGUGGAAAUUGCUCCAGUUAAGCUGUCAUUGAUUCACCAUGGGCAAACCAAGAACGUGUAGAGGAACCACGCUGAUCCACCUUGCCGUAUUUUUGCUGCUGGUCAGCACAGCCAGUGCCCAGUCUGCCACAGUUUCCUUCGUGGACUCUGCCAUCACCAUACAGGAAGGAGGGGCGGCAGUUGUCCGCGUGCAGAAGACUGGGAACAGUCCUGAAGAUGUGAGGGUAGUGGUCAGGUUCCAAGAUCCAAUGAGCGCCAGUGCAGACUUCAUCGGGACCAAUUUCAUCCUCAGCUUCCCCACCGGUCCGGGGACGUUGACCCAAGAGGGAACAUUUUAUUCCUUUGAUGAUGACUUGCCAGAGCCAGAUGAGGCGUUCCCCGUCACAGUGACUGUGUUGAGUGACAGUGCCACGGUUGGCAACCCCAGCACAGCCACAGUAACGAUCGCUGCCAAUGACGAUGCAUUUGGUGUGAUCGGCUUUGAUGUGGUUUCCCCUGUGAGAGUCACAGAAAGUCUCUCAUCUACUUCGCUCCUGCUUCCCUUGAAGAGAGACAGGGGGACAUUCAAUGCAGUUAAUGUCAUUUACCAGGUAACUGGAAGCACUGGAACGGCCAGCCAGGAUCUCACGCCAGUCGGGGGAUCGGUUACCAUAUCUGAGGGCAUUGCCAGGGAUGCAUUACGCAUUGUGGUGCUAGCAGAUGCAAUACCAGAGGAUGAUGAGGAAUUCACCGUUGAAUUGCUGUCGGUCACUGGCGGGGCAACCCUGAAUGCUUCGUCAAAAUCCGUUCUCUUGGUUAUAUCUGCCAAUAAUAGUCCGUUGCGCUUCGCCCAACCUCAGUACAGCUUUGCGGAGAAUGCUGGGACAGUGACGGUGGCAGUCCUGCGAGGUCUGGACUCCGACGGACUGACCCCUCUCGGACCGUCUGACCAGAUGGUCACUGUGGAGUACUGGUUUUACUCAGGCAGCGCGGAGCUCGGUGUGGACUGCGUUGUGACAAACGGCAGCUUAGGCUUUUCGCCGGGGCAGCUGACGAGGACCAUCAGCAUUGCCAUCUUGGAUGAUCCCGUGCCUGAGCUGGUGGAGGAGUUCUCCAUCGCCUUGGCAAACCCCAGCACCAACGCAGUGCUCGUGGAGCCGACAAGGACAGUGGUUGCGAUUCUACCUAACGAUGAUCAGCACGGUGUAUUGUCUCUCUUCUCUGGUAACUCAGGAUCGUUGCCAAAUGUUGUCAUCAACGAAGACACCACGUCGUCCACCGACAGGCUCACAGUCAUCCGUGAAGGGGGUACAUUUGGUAUCGUAACUGUGGAUUACAUCAUAACACGCAACGAUUCAAAUUCUGAUCCUGUCUCAGCCGACCUCUCACCACAGAGUGGCACAGUUACCCUCGCAGAAGGUCAAAGGUCACAAAGUAUCCUCAUCAACAUAAAUAGCGACGGCAUUCCUGAAGAGGCCGAGCAGUAUCAUGUGUCACUCCUGUCCAAUUCCGUGACCGGUGGGGCCAGCCUCGGAGCGAUCACUGAAGGCCUGUUGACCAUUCAGGACAGUGAUGACGCAUAUGGCGUAGUCCAGUUUUCAUCAGACGCUGAGCAGCGCAUCGUCACAGGAACCAGACCCAGGCGGCUCCAGCUCAUGCUCAGCAGAGCAGCUGGCGUCGUGGGCAGGAUAUCUGUGGCUUUCUCUGCUGAAUACCAUUUGCCAAAUCAAGGAGCAAGCACAGAUAUUUUGGAUAGCGGAGACUCACAGACUACAGUCAUCCCUGAUGGCUCAACGGUCCACCCCUUCCAAAUCACCAUCAAUGCCAAUGCCUUCCUCAGCCUGGGGGCCACCUUCAACAUCACCCUGCUGAGUGUGCAGCUGCUGGACCAGGCCACCUUGCUUCCGCCCAGUAGUCCCCGGCUCGGGGCCCGGACAACGGUCACUUUAGAGGUGACCAGCGACGUGGCCAAUGGGGAGAUUGGCUUCACCCAGCCCAACCAGGUCCUGUCGGUUGAUGAACCGGAGGGUACCACACCAACUCUGUUUCCGUUGGAAAUCACACGAGAGGGCACAUCCGGUGAUGCCACCAUCUUCUGGCGUAUCGUCGUGACAGACCCAAGCUAUCCAGUAAGACCCACCGAGGAGGACAUCAGUGCAUUCUCUGGUUCAGUUUUCAUUGCCUCAGGUAUCGCUAGAACCCAGAUUGUUCUGGAGAUCCUACCAGAUGACCUUGCCGAGACAGAUGAAACCAUGGUGGUCCAGCUGUACGACACCCAACCAGCCAGUCAGAUCCUGCGACAGGGCGACACAGAAGUGGUCGUGACAAUCCGUGAAAAUGACGGACCGGGUGGCUACUUCGAGUUCUCUCCUCUAACCGCAGGACCGUUUGUCAUAUCAGAGAACGGCGAUCUGGUCCAGGUGACCAUUCUACGCCGUGGUGGGAGUCUUGUAGCACGCAGCGUGCGGUAUUUCGCAACUGGGGACAGCGUGACCUCCCCGGAGUUCUUUGGCCUGCCCCAGGUCGUUACCUUUGGCCCAGGUGACACCGUAAAAAAUAUCUCCUUCAUUGCGGCGCCGGAUUCUGUCCCCGAACUCAACGAAACGUUCCAGCUGACGUUGGCAAGCUUUGGCAACCCGCCAAGUAACCUAGGUGAUUUGACCACCAUUGGGAUCAUUGUCUUGGAAAACGACGAUCCUCAUGGUGUUUUCACCUUCGCAGAGGACCCCAUGAUCAGGUACAUCGACGAAAGCAAGGGGACAGACGUAUACUCUGCCCGGUUCCCGGUGUUGCGGGAGGCGGGACUGUUCGGUUUGGCCAAUGUCACCUGGACCGUAGUCACCACUGGUGCUGCAUUGGACGUCACCCCAUUGUCUGGUACCCUGACUUACGGGGAUGGAAUCAGCCUACAGGAAAUUGAAAUAACUGCAAGGGCCGAUGAGAUUCCUGAAAAUCCAGAGUCAUUCCAGUUGGCCUUGACUAAUCCCACCGGAGACAGUCGCUUAGGCAGUGUUACCACGGCAACACUCAACAUCAAUAAGAAUGAUGAUGCCAUCUUCUUCAAAGAGCCCAUCACCAAGACGGUCUCCGAACCCAGCUUCGUCUCCUUCACUGUGGGACGGAAUGGCACCGCGGCAUCCGUCGCCUCCGUGGAUUACCGCACGGUGGCCGGCUCAGCCACCGAUGGCCUCCUCGACUACGCCCCCAAGUCUGGCACCCUGCAAUUCCCCGUCGGUGAGCGGACCCGGCUGGUUGAAGUCCAGAUACUAGAUGACAACACACCAGAAGACAAUGAGUACUUCACCAUCCAGCUCUUCAACCCAGUCGGUGAUGUUGUGGUUUAUGGGGCUCCCACGGCGACCGUUACCAUAGCAGCCAAUGAUGAUCCCUAUGGUAUAUUUAGCUUCAGAGAGCCACUUGCAAGUGUUUUCACCAGCGAGGGAACGUCCAUUUUUGCAGAGAUCCAGAGAGCAAGAGGGAACUUUGGCACCGUCCGCCUCCACUGGCAGAUUGUCUACAAUGGCACCUUGGACCCUGUGCCCCAGGGGUCAGAGUUUGAGAUGGUGACAGGAUCGGUGGAGUUUGCUGAUCAGCAAACCCAGCAGCGGAUCCAAGUUACGUCCAGGGUAGACGGGGUUCCAGAGUUCGCCGAAUACUAUGAGCUGAUCCUGGUCAACGUCAGUGAUGGUGCGUUGUCGGACACUGAUCCCAUCUCGGUCAGUUUGGAGAUCGCUGCCAACGACGACCCUUACGGUGUUCUAGUCUUCCCUUCCUCCUCCACGGAGAGAGAUGUUGCUGAGGAUUUCUACCUGGCCGACAACGCCACAGGGCAGGCCGUGUUCACCGUAGAGAGGGCCCAGGGGUCGUUUGGUCAAGUGGAGGUUCUUUGGGAGGUGUUCUCUGACUCCAUUUCUGGCAUCCUGCCAACUGUGCGGGACCUCAUCUUCCUUGCUGAGCCCAAUCCCAGCGUCCUCUCCCAGCCAGGUGCACAACGUCUUCAUACUGGCACCAGGGUGGCGUUGUUCAACGGCAGUGCAAGUUCCUACCUUCGAGUUCCCUCCGAGCACCAAAUCCCGACUGCCGACAUCCUCAGUGGAUUCUCCCUCAGUGCCUGGGUCCGGCCGGACGUGGGCGUGGACGGCUUUGUGCUGUCCAAGCUCUCCACGGACGGGAUAACUGUCCACUAUGGCCUGAAGGUGACGCAGUCGGGCAGCGCAACGAUGGUACACUACAGAUACUCAGGAAGUACCUAUACAAACACUGUGGUGGACUUCACCGUGAGCUCCCUCAACAUUGCGGAUGGGUUGUGGCACUCAAUCAUACUAACCAUUGACAGCCUAAAGGCAGCCUGCUACGUGGACGGGACCCUGGUAGCUGAACGCACCAUGGACCAGGCCCAGGGGGACGGGCCGGGGAACUUGUACGUCGGUGCCCUGCAGCCAGGAAGUGAGCAGUACCUGGGAUUGUUGCAAGAUGUCCGCAUGUAUGCCAGGAAACUUCAAGAAAGGGAGAUCGUUGAAAUCUGGACCGCUCCCUCCAAGAAUGACGUGACGCCCAUCUCGGGCAAAUUGACCUUUGACCCGGCUCAGCGCAUGGCCGAUAUCGCCAUGAUGUCACUGGAAGACACCGAGGAGGAAGGGAACGAGGUGUUCACCGUCAUGCUGCUGUGCAGCAGCGGGGGAGCACGCAUCGGGCGGGACGAUGCCACUGCACUGCUGACAGUUCUCAAGAGCGAUAAUGCCAAUGGCCUAUUUGGAUUUGAGGGUCCCUGCACACCCUCAGCCUUUGACCCGGAAUCCAACGAGGCACUGGUGUACACGUGCUCAGUUGUCCGUAGCCGUGGUGACGAGGGCGUAGUCACAAUCCCCUGGGAGGUGCGGAACCUAGAGACCAACCAGGUGGCGUCCAGCGACUUUGUCAAUGCAACGGGAAAAGUAGUGUUCCCAAACGGUGUGCGCAUUCAGACCAUUAUCAUAACUGCCAUUGAUGACAUGCUGCCUGAGCUUGAAGAGAGCUUUUCCAUCGAUCUCCUACCCCAACUCCCGCUGUCAGAUGACGGCCUGAUUGGCUCCACCAACACCAGCGGUGCGAGUCUUGACCCGGACGCCAGCACCAGCAACCUGACCAUCGGAGCCAACGACUACCCUUACGGCUUGCUCCAGUUUGCCACAGGCCCACCCCCAGGGCCUGCCGACCCCCUGAUACCCCCUGCGACACACAUGGUGAGGGUGCAGGUGACAGAGGAGGAGGGGAUGGUGCGACUGCUGGUGGUCAGGGCCCAGGGGUUGCUCGGCAGAGUUGAAGUGGAGUGGAGGACUAUCGAUGGCACGGCACUGUCUGCCGGCAAAGAUCCGGUUGACUUUGUGAGUGGUGGAGGAACUUUGACCUUUGCUGACCAGCAACGGUUCACCUAUAUCACUAUCGUCAUAAACGACAACAAUAUUGCCGAGUUGGACAAGACCUUUCAAGUCCAAUUGUCUAGCCCGACACAAGGAGAUGAUCAAGCUGAAGUCGGCAUUGGUUCCACUGUGGAAGUCACCAUAGAGGGCUCCGACAAUGCUUACGGGACGUUCCAGUUUGCUGAUGUCUCAUUGACGGUCACAGCAACGGAAGCAGAUGUGGGUUCCAGUGUAGCAACUCUGCAGGUACUCCGGCUGGGUGGAGCCCUAGCUGAGGUCACAGUUGACUGGACGAUCACCUCUGACCCCAGCGACCCCAACGCUAACGUGACGAGUGACCUGGUAACAUCCCAGGGCAGUAUCACAUUUGGGGUCAACGAGAUGACAGCCGACAUCAGUGUGGAGAUAGCAUCAGAUGAGAACCCUGAGCUGGAUGAAAUUUUCCUCGUUCGCCUGAGUAAUGCGUCCAACGGUCGCCUUGGGGAUCCAGCCAAACUGGUGGCCACGGUAACAGUCAGUGCCAACGAUGACCCUUAUGGAGCGUUCAUCUUUGAGGCAGGCUCAAGAAGCAUUGUGGUCACAGAGGAGUAUCGCAACAUCUCUCUGACAAUUCAGCGGCAGUUUGGCAGUGAAGGUGUUGUUCAAGUGGUCUACUCCACCCUGAAUGCAAACGAGAACAUACCCAACAUGCCGGCAUACAUCAGUCGCGCCAAGGAGAAUGACGACUUCAUUCCUGUUCAGAGUUCAGUGAUCUUCAGUGCUGGUCAGCUCAGCUCUACCAUCAGUGUCCUCCUCCUAGAUGACACAGAGCCUGAGACAGCAGAGAGUUUGUUUCUGUACAUUGUCAGUGUUAACCUGCUGUCAUCACCGCAGUCUAACCCAGUGAUCAACUCUCCUCGAGUGGGUGUAGAGCACAUUGCCGAGGUGUACAUCCAAGCUAACGAUGACGCCAACGGGGUGCUGCAGCUAUCAGCAAGCAUGGUGCGGGUGUCUGAAGAAUCCACGCUGCCCUUCCUGAACGUCACCAGGAUGGCUGGGUCAUUUGGAACGGUGACGGUAGCUUUCCAGCACAUCCCCGGCACAGCACAGCAGGGGCUGGACUACAGUGUGACGUCAACAAAUGUGAUCAUGUACAGUGGGGAGACAUACAAAGCCAUACCCAUCGAGAUAUUGAAUGACCGUGUGCCAGAAGAAGCCGAAACGUUCCAGGUGGUCUUGCUUGACCAGAUUACUGGAGGUGCUAUACUAGGGUCGCCCACUUCUUGUGAGGUCACCAUUGAGCCGUCCGACGAUCCAUAUGGCAACUUUGGUUUUGGAUUCACCAAUGUCCAAAGCAAUGAGCCGGAGAACGGCAACUCUCGUCAACUGAGGCUCAGCGUCAUACGCAAUGGUGGCGACAUCGGAGUGGUAGCUGUCAUUUGGGAAGCCAGGAUCAAGGGAGUGCUGGCUACAGAUGAUGUUUUCCCGACCGGAGGAACUUUGUACUUCCUCUCGUUUGACGUCAGCCAAACGUUCACUCUGGACAUCCUGCCAGAUGAUAUUCCCGAGGAAAGAGAGACUGUCAUCUUGACCCUAGUCAAUGCCACUGGGGGCGGAGUCAUUGGUAAUCCGCCCACGGCGACUGUCUCCAUUGAAGCUAAUGACAAUCCACAUGGUAUUGUGGAAUUCAGCAUGGAUGACAACAUCGUCCAGGAAGUAGCUUCAGAGGACACGGUGGCCAGCAUCAGGGUGACCAGAAGUGCUGGCACUUUUGGCGAACUGCAAGUCACCUUUGACACCCGACCCCUCGACCUCAUCCGGGAGGUCACCCAGAGUGGUGAGACAGCACUGGACUUCUACCAGUCACCGAUCACGGGCAGCCAGACGGGGGUGUCCAUGACGACUGUCAACGUGACUGGCCAAUCCAACCCCCGCCUGAGCUGCGCAGCGGAGUGUCUGAAGGAACGGGCCUGCGGCUCCUUUGCCUACCGCAUCUUCAACGGGGACCCCAUGUGUCUGUGGACAGUCUCCGCAGCAACGGACAAUGUGGACGCCACGUCUGGAUUCACACUUUAUGUGAAGAAUUUAGUGAAGGCCCAGGCUCUGUAUGACAGUCAAGCGAUACCAGGACUGGACUAUAUUCCAAUCAACAGUGGCACAGUCAGGAUACCAGAUGGUACGGCCUAUGGUUACUUGAAUGUGACAAUCCGCGACGAUACCACACCAGAGCAAAACGAGGUUUUCAAUAUGCGUCUUGCCAGUGUCACCUUGGUAGGCCCCACCCCACAACCCCAAAACCUCCCCACCCUGGGGAGCCGGCGGGAGACACGUGUCACCAUCGCCAGCAACGACGACGCCAACGGAGUGUGGCGCAUCUACAGCAACAGUCCCGAGGCCGUGGACGGUCAGCUAGUCCUGGUGACGGAGACGGAAGGGGUGAGCGUCAGCGUGGAGCUUGUGGUGGAACGCCAAGGAGGCAGCAUCGGCGAUGUCAGCGUGUCUUGGCGGGCAGUCCCAGGCACUGCCAGCGAAGGGGAUGACUACAGCGCCAGCGGGGGCACGCUCAACUUUGCCUCCGGUGAAAGCAGACAAGUGAUCAAUAUGGGUAUCAGGGAUGACCCAAUCCCAGAGAUGGACGAAACCUUCUCCAUUGAGCUGUACGAUCCAGUGGGAGGAAGCGAGCUCGGCGUGAACAGCCGUGUGGACGUUCGCAUCUUGGCCAACGACUACGUGGCCGGCAUUCUGAAACUCUCCAUGCUGUCGUACAUCGUCCAAGAGGGCGAGGAAUUUAAUGUCACAGUUGAGCGAUCAGCCCCAGGCAUGGGCCAGGUGACUGUCGACUGGUCCAUCACCGGUGUGAACGGGCAAGUGGCCACUCAGAGCUUCAUGCAGACCAACGGAUCACUGUUCUUUGCACCUGGGCAACUCCUGGAGGCCAUCUCGCUCUUAGUCCUCUCCGACGACACCCCUGAGGUAAAUGAAGAGUUCCAGAUUGGCCUGGGCAACGUGCGGACCAUCGGCAUCUCUCCCACGGGGGCUGCCACCCUAGACCCUCAGGGGUCGACAGCCAGUAUCACUGUCCAGGCCAGUGACGAACCCCACGGUGUAUUCAGCUUUGCCCAAGGGUCAGAGGUCGUGUCCAUUGCGGAGGGCAACACAACAGUCCAGCUCUUUGUAGACCGGAAGUUUGGAUCCAUUGGACAAGUACGUGUGUUCUAUGAAGCCAAAGUAGGUUCUCUUGACCCUGCACUACCUGCUGUAAACCUGGCCCAAGAUGGCCAAGACUUCCUUGGGGGGCCUAACUUUCUGGACUUUGAGGAUGGCCAAAGCGUUGGCGAAAUAGCCGUCACCAUAAACGAGGAUGACAUUCCGGAGUUAAACGAGGUGUUCCUGGUCAACUUGACUGCUGUACAGAUUCUAAAUCAAGCCAUCACCGACACUCCCCCGAGACUAGAUUCCUCAGGAACUCUGUCCGAGGUCACCAUUGAAGCCAACGACGGCACCCAGGGGGUGGUUCUGUUCUUAGGAAUCACUGGCAGCCUUGAUACCAUCGAAGCCGAGAGGACUCUACAGCUCACUGUGUCUCGCGACCGAGGCACCUACGGUGCAGUCACUGUCUUCAUCUACAGUCAGCCUGUGGAUGCCAGGAAGGGCUCUGACUAUAGCUUCAGUGAUCAGGUCCUCAGCUUUGGAGAUGGCGAGACGACCAGAACUGUCAAUGUUGCGAUAUAUGAUGACGACAUUGCAGAGGGCGACGAAACCUUUGAACUGAUCCUUAACAACCCGACGGGAGGAUUGCAACUCGGAGACCCUGCUAAAGCAACCAUCAGAAUCCUAGCUAGUGACGACGCCUUUGGCAUCAUCAAUUUUGGCGCCCCGACCAGAGUCACGAUUGAGGAGCCCUCUGACACGGACACAUCCAACAGCGUUGCCCAGCUGACCCUCGUCCGUAGCCGGGGGACGUUUGGAGACGUACAGGUCCCGUUCGCUGUCGUGCACGGUGAUGGGUCGCGAGGGGUGGUUGACCUGACGCCUGUGGAUGGCUUUGUCACCAUAGCUGCUGGAGAGAGCACAGGGGUUCUUCGCAUUUCGGCCACACCCGACGAUAUGCCUGAGCUGGAGGAGGAGUUUCGGGUGCUCCUGGCCACGCCCCAGGGCGGGGCCACCCUCGGGGGAAAUGACAAUGCCACCGUCGUCAUUCAAAGGAACGACGCCCCCUUUGGCAGCAUGCAGGUUUUCCCAAAAGGAACCAGGCAGGCCAUGCUGGACGUGGAGGAAGAGAAUAGAACAGCCUACUUCACUGUGGAGAGGUCAGGGGGUAGCAUUGGAACCGUCACGGUAGACUGGCAAGCUGUCCCGGGCACUGCAACAGCACAGGUGGGGGAUGUUCUAGCGUUGGCCACUGUCCAGAGGAUCGCUGGUCUGGCUGUACGCAGUUGGUGCUCGUACUCUGUCGGUCAGGAUGUGUAUCUGGUGAUGGUCAGUGAGGCUGAAACUGGUCAGCUGUCCAGCGGGGUUGGCAGCAGUGGGUCAGCGGAUGGCGCCACAUCCAUGCUGUAUCGGUGGCAGGGAGAGUUUGUCCCCGUGCAGACUCUGGAGACUGACGGUGGUAUGGCAUGCACUUCCUAUGACAUCCAAGGCACAACGUACCUAGCGGUUGCCAAUCACGGCAGCGCGGGGCGUUACGAGACGAUGUCCCGCAUCUACCGCGUGAAUGCCGACGGGACGCUCCAUGUGCUUCAAGACGUGGCCACCAGUGGUGCUACAGACGCUGUGUUCUUCACCAUCGGCUCGGACGUCUUCCUGGUACUGGCCAGCGAGUUGACCAAUGCCCAGCAGACCAACACGGAGUCAGCGCUGUUGCUCUGGACCGGCGUCCAGUUUGUGUCCGUGGCCAACCUGGCCACUACCGGCGCGGCGGGGCUGGAGGUGUUCAGCAUCGGUGGGGAUCGGUAUCUAGCUGUGGCUAACUCCUACGACUCCAGUCAGGCCAGCUAUGAGAUCAAGUCUGUGGUGUAUAAAUGGGAGAGUGGUUCCUUCAUGGAAUAUCAGCAACUGGACACACUCGGAGCUGUGGACGUUGAGUCUUUCAGUGUCGGCACGGCGAUGUAUCUCAUCUUUGCCAAUGGCCGGAACAAUGCGGGUGCCACAAGUGUAGACUCCUACGUCUACCGCUGGAACCCCUCCACGUCCCUGUUCGUCAUUCACCAGACCAUCCCCACCCAGGGGGCCCAGUCCGUUGCCACGUUCCUCACCCCAGAUGGCACCACCUACCUGGCGGUGGGCAGUUCAGGGGCAGACUCUACCCUGAUGGAGUGGGAGCCGUUCUCCGCCAUGUUCGUGGAGAGUGUCGUGUUGGGCCCUGCCUACGACGUUGUAGCCUUUACUGUCGCUGAUUACACCGGGCGUGACUUGGUGAUGCUGGCAUUGGCCAAUUUUGGUGAUGGGACCUCAGUGUUGGAAUCUUCCAUCUUCCAGAUGGCGGGGGUCACCAGUGCCUCAGAUUUUAUUCCAAGAUCGGGUAGACUGACCUUAAACCCUGAGGACACAGCAUUGACUGUCGCUGUGACAGUGCUAGACGACGCCCAGCCAGAGGACGACGAAUCCUUCCGCGUGGUGCUCAGUAACCCCACGGGUGGGGCUGAGUUGGGUCAGCAGUCUGCGGUGGGCGUGGACAUCCUCUCCAACGAUGAUGCCCACGGCAUCAUCGCCUUUGCUCAGGAUUCCUUGGAUGUCCAAGCCACGGAGCAGGCCACGGACACAGCGGUCAUCCUGACCAUUGAGAGACAGCGUGGCACAGCAGGAGUGGUGGUGGUUGCCUGGGUGGCCUCUGGAGAGCACGACCCCGCAGACAUAAGACCAACCUCGGGAAUGGCCGAGUUUGCUGACGGUGUCUCCACGGCGGCUAUUGUCAUCACCAUCACAUCGGACGCUCUCCCAGAGCUGGACGAGACCUCCAUCAUCCAGCUGACCAGUGUAGUCAACCCGGGCACCAUGCGGCCGGGCCGUGGCGCGAUAAUAAGCAACACGGACAGCAGGGCGACCUUGACGGUACUUGCCAACGAUUCGCCGCACGGCGUCGUAGCCUGGACGCUGAACUCCCUGGUCAGUGUUGUUGGGGAGCCCGAGGGUGCACAGCCGUCGGCAUCCGUCAUCCUGCACGUGCUGCGAGAGCAAGGCUCCAUGGGUGCAAUCAACAUUAGAUACAAAACUUCCAGAGCAGCUGAGUUGCCUGCCCUGCGGCAAGCCGAGCCCAACCGAGACUUUGUUUCCCAAGACAGCUACGUCAGGAUGGAGGAUGGAGUCACUGCUGCCUCCCUGACCAUCACAAUCCUGCCAGACACUGACUCUGAAGGCCCAGAGACUUUCCUGGUCAAUCUGACCUCGGUAGACCUCGUCACUGGUACCCCGGUUGGCGGCGCAGCGCCCAGUGUCAAGAACGACCAGGCCGUGGCAGAAAUCACCAUCACGCAGAACGACAAUGCCAACGGCAUCUUGCAGCUGAAUGCAACGAAGAAUGCUGCUGGUGAUGUUGAAGUGUACGAAGGCUCGGGCACCAGCGGAAUACUCAGUUUACCAGUCAGCCGUACAGCAGGUGCAUUCGGUCUGGUAGGCGUUAACUGGCUGGCAACCACUGUGUCCGCGAGCACCGUGGACUUCUCUCCGCUGUCCGGAAAUGUUACCUUCAUCGAGGGACAGAGAGAAGCCUUCGUCGAGAUUUCCAUCACUGAUGAUACUAUCUAUGAAAAUGAUGAGCGAUUCACAGUUUCCCUGCACAACCCAAGCGGGGGUGCUGUUCUGGGUGCCGAGACCUCUGUCAUUGUUAAGAUCCUCCAGAAUGAUUCGCCUAAGGGACUGUUUGGAUUCCUGUACACACAGGAGACGGUGAUGGAAUCUCUGAGCCCCUCGGAUCCCAGCGGCCUGGUGACCCUGAUUGUGGAGAGAACCCAGGGUACGCAGGACGUGGUGGUGGUGGAGUGGGCGUUGGACCCCCUGGGGAGGCAAGACCUCAACCCCACCCAGGGCUCGCUGACCUUCCAAGAGGGAGCUACUCGUCGAACCUUAACUCUACGAGCUGUGGAAGACUCCGAGUUGGAAGGAGAAGAGAGAUACACAGUCACUAUUCUAUCUGUCACCGACGAUGCAGAAAUCUCUCCUGUUCAUGGCACAACUACCAUUGUGAUACAGCCGGAUCCCGGAUCAGCCGGCGUCAUAUCCAUCAUGCCGCAGUCAAGAUACGUCCUGAUUGGCGAGCCAACAGCCAGUCAUGACGGCACAGCCAUGCUGCAUUUGACCCGAGGUGCUGGGAUCUUCAGCAGGGUGACCGUCAACUGGCAGCUCAGCCCUCGUGACGAUUCCACUUUCAGUCAGACCUCGGGCAUGGUGGUGUUUGAGGAUCUUCAACAGAACGCUACCAUCAUGCUACAGACAAUCGAUGACAGUGUCCCGGAGAUCAAGCAGACCUACGUCCUCCAGUUGUCCUCUGUCACUGGGGGUGCGGCUAUUGACCCCGAAGCUGAUGCCAACCAGGCCACUGUCAUAGUGGUCGCCAGCGAUCACCCACACGGUGUCUUUGAGUUCAGUGGACUUCCUGAGGUCAUCGUUAGUGAGGACUUGCCCCAAGUGAGCCUUGAAGUGGUGCGUAAUGCCGGCAUUACUGGAGCCGUGAAGGUGACUUACACAACCAAACAAAUAUCAGCCAAACCCAGUGAAGAUUACGUAGAGGUGACUGGAGAUUUGAUUUUUGGAGAGGGGUCAGAUGUCAAUACCAUCAGCGUCAGUCUGGUUCCAGAUGACCUACCAGAGGGUCCGGAAUCGUUUCUGGUGAAUCUGACCGCAAUUGAGCUACUACAACCCGUCAAUAAUGACUACUCUCAGCGGGACGGCCUCGCACUGGACAUGCCACCCGUGAUCGGCCCGUUCAGCGAGAAGACUGUCACCAUAGCGGCCAACGACAAUGCCCAGGGGAUCAUUGAGUUUGCCCAGGGGAACGUCUUUGAAUUUUCUGAGGGUGUGGGCACAGCCAUCAUUCCUAUCGUCCGCACAGCUGGGACCUUCGGCCUGGUCCAAGUCUCCUUCACGUCCAGGAACCUGAGUGCCACGCCUGGAGGCGUGGACUACUCCCUGACGGAUGGCUCCGUCAGCUUCCUGAAUGGCCAAUCCCAGGGAGCCAUCAAUGUGGCCAUCAUUGAUGAUCAGCUCAAGGAGUUUGCGGAGGUCUUUGAGAUCAUGCUGACGGGGACCCAAGGGGGUGCUGUGCUUGGCCGCAACCGGACAGCCACAGUGGUUAUCCUUAAGAGCGACGGUCCGGACGGCCUGAUUGGGUUUUCAGCCACCCAGCUGGAAAGGGUCAUCCCCAACCCAGGCAGUAACCGAGAUAUUGAAUUCACCAUUGAGCUAUCUGGUGGAAUUGACCAGUACCUGACUGGGGCUGAGGUCCGUUGGCAAAUUCUGGGCCCCAACUCCCAGACCCUCCCGCCGGACACCGGCGACAUCUCGACUGCUGAUGGCCAGCUCCAGGGCUCGGUGACCUUUGAUCCCGGCCAGCGGGGUGCCAAGAGCUUCACACUGCGGGUCAAGCCGUACCCAGGGCCUGAGGUGCAGGAGACAUUCAUGGUGGAGAUCUACCAAGUUGUAGGGGCAGGGGAAAUCAGCGAGGAGGCAGGCCGUGCCACGCUGAAGGUCCUCAAGCACGGAGACCCCAACGGCGUGGUCAGGUUCUACGGGGAGUCCAUUAACCCGCGGAGCUUUGAGGAGCCGGUCGACGGUGGGUCGCUGAAGGUGUCCUUCCCUCUCAGGCGACGGGAAGGCGUGGUAGGUGACAUCAGGGUGUACUGGGAGGUGCGAGACGCUAGGGGUUUAGUAACUGGGGACGUCUCGCCCGUUAACGGCAGCCUCCUGAUCCCCGAUGGCGUGGCCAACACCCAAAUACUGCUUGAUAUGCUACCAGACCAGACGCCUGAGCUGCAGGAAACCUUCCGUUUGGUCCUGGUGUCGGUGGAUGGAGGGGCAGAGAUUGACCCCCAGUUCAACACCUCCACUUUUUACAUCCAACCCAAUGACAACCCCCACGGUGUGUUCAGCGUCCACCAGGAGAACCAGACGGUCGGCGUCAAUGCCAACAUGAGGCGGUACCUGCAGAUCCUUGUCACGCGCGGCGCAGGCACCGAAGGCGACGUCGCAGUGACCUUUGAGCUGAAAUACAAUGACGGAAUAACUGGUGCUUAUGUACCGAGCAGUGGUUCCGUCGUCUGCCAACAUGGAAAUAUCUUUUGCACAAAAGAUGUUCCGUUGCUGAAUAACGACAUGUUCUUGGAGAGGGAUACAUCAUUCAACGUCACCCUGACCGGACUUAGUUAUCAGACACCGGGAGAAGUCACCAUUCCUCCGGUCCUGCUGCCUGGUGCGAAGAGCGCUCUCAUCGUGGUGCCCCAAGAGGCCGCCAACUCGUUUGUGGGGUUCAAGUUGGACGCCACCACCGUUGACGACAUAUCCUAUCGUACCAUUCUGACCGUCGAGCGCAUUGGGUCCUAUGGGACAAUUAAUGUUCUGUGGGAGGCCGGCUACCCGUUGGCUGAGCUCCCCCAAGGUUACCUGCAGGGGGCCGUGUCGCAGCGGUCUGGCCAGCUGAACAUGGCCGACGGGAUGUCUAAAAUCACGCUGCCCAUUGUGCUCAAUCCUAGUGGCAGUCCCAACGAGCUGUUUGCCGUCCACCUGACAAGCACCCUGACCACGGCCGAGGGCGGGGCCAGGUUGAGGGAGGGGCAUACUACUGUACCCAUUGAGCCUUAUGGGGUGCUGGGCUUCUCCCCUGGGUCCAGACAGGUCUCUGUGUCAGAAGGCAGCGGGGAACUGUCUCUGAUGGUAGAACGGCAGCUUGGCACCCUGGGCAGCGUACGCAUGACCUACCAGACCCACGCUGCCUCAGCCGUGUCUGGGGAGGACUACGUGGCCAUCACCAGCGGUGCCCUCACUAUGGCUGCCGGGGCCCGCACGGCGGCCAUCUUGGUGACCAUCCUAGAGGAGCAGGAACCCGAGCUGGCCAAGAUCUUCUAUGUCAACAUCACCAGCGUAGCCCGGUUACCCAUCGAUGGAACACAGGGUACCAGCCCAAGACUGAGCUCUAGGUUCCCUGUCUCAGAGGUGACUAUCCAGGGCAGCAAUGAUCCCUACGGCGUGUUGAGCAUGAACCCCGAUGUGAUCGAGAUAGCUGAGAGUGAAGCCACCUGCAAGCAUGUCACACUGAACAUUCAGAGAUCAGGUGGCACCCAUGGGGAGGUCGGGGUCAGAGUUCGGACCAUUGGCGGAGGGGAGCCCUGGCAGGGUAGUGUGACCCCCCGCCCCUCCGAUACCACCAACACCGUGGAGAACGCCCUGGCUAAUACCCAGGACAGACCCCAUGCCACGGCUGGUCAGGACUACCGAGAGGUGGACAUGGAGAUCACGUUCCGGGACGGAGAAACUGAGAAGAGCUUCCAGGUGGAGGUGUGCGACGACGGACUAGCCGAGCCAGCCGAACUGUUCUUUGUCUACCUGUCAGAGCCCACAGGAGGGGUCCGCAUUGCCCUGGGCCAAAGCGAUGGUGGACUCAAGGGGUUCACUCACUUCACCAUUGUCGGGAGUGACAAUUUCAACGGGGUGAUCAGCUUUGCGCAAGAAUCGAGGUUCGUGACCGUUGACGAGGAUGCCCAGCCCUCUGUUACGCUCACACUUGAUAGAGGGCAGGCUUUCUUUGGCGAAGUCACAGUGGAGUGGCGAGCGACGCACAGUCCCAUCGGAGACAUCACCAAUGAUGCUGAUCUCUACACACAACUCGAGGAGGCGCAGGGCAUGGUGACGUGCCCUGCCGACCAGCGACAGUGCACGUUUGACAUCACUCUUCGACAAGAUGAGGAGCCUGAGUUUACUAGCUGGUUUCUGGUGGAGUUGGUGGGCGUGGGACAGGGAGCCAGUCUGGACACAGCCCAGCGGUUUGCCAACGUUACAUCAUCGGACAGUGACUAUCCGUAUGGCCUGCUGCAGUUUACUAUGGACACCAGGUUCCAGUCGGUUCACAGCAACACAAAGCGUGUCAGCUUGCGCGUGGAACGAGUAGGCGGUAGCACCAGAGACAGUACUGUGUCCUGGGGGACACUCCAGCUCGACGCAACUGUCCAGUUGGCCGGUCUGACCGCUUACCCGGCCAUAGCAGAAACCGACUACGUGAGCGCUUCAGGCGACUUGGACUUCAGCUCGGGCGUCCGGCGGAUACCAGUGGAUGUGGUCCUUCUCCCAGAGACGCCCGCCUCCUCAGCUGAAUACCCGAAGCUGCUACGGGUUGAACUGACGGGGGCUACCGGUGGGGCCCUUAUCCACACCCAGCAUGGUGUGGCCAGCAUCACCCUUGUUGAAGACGAGCGGACGGCCGACAUCUGGGACAACCGUUACAGUGCCCUCAUGGGCCUGAGCGACGACAACAUCUACAACGUCCUCCUGGGCAUGGCCGAGCACAUCAGGGGCCAGCUGACCGAGGAGCAGCUGGCCGUCGUCACGGAUACCAUUCGGAUGGUCGUCGCCGAGGGGGGACGGAGGAAAUUACCUAGCAACCUGCUCAGUCAGCUGAUGGAUAUCUACUGUGUUUUGAUGAAUCCUGAACGACUAGACUCAAGGGGCGCAUACCAGCUGGCAGAAUCCUUCAGUUCGUUUGCCUUCGUCCUCGUGACGGACCUGCCCUGUGAGACGACAGACCUCCAGACACUGUCCUGCGAUCAUGCCGUGGUGGAGACAGGGCGAUGGUCUCGGGGUAGAGUCAACGGCCACAACUUCCAGGGAAAAGGACAGAACAGCUUUACCAUGCCAGCGGAACUGCUGGACACCAGUGCUUCCUCGUCUUGUGAAGACAUUCACUUCAUCGAGUACAGCAGCCAGCAGUGGUUCUACGGGAUUGACCAAUCCUCUACUCUCAAUAACCAGGUUUUGUCGGUAGCCAUCAAAGGGGCAGAGCAGAAUUUCACCAGGCUGUCCAGCCCGGUCACUUACCGCAUCUAUGCCGACAACGCCCGGGUUACCCCCCUCGGAGCCAGCUGCGUCAUCUUCAACAGACCCACAGAGCGCUGGAAACCCGACGACUGCCAAGUCCUGAUUGAUCAGGGUGCCUAUGUGGAGUGUUCGUGCACUCACCUGUCUGACUAUGCAGCCCAAGGCGAGACAGAUAACCUGGUUGGCUACAACGUCUACAUCUAUGCAUCUUGUUUUAUCUGCAUUGUGGGCCUGUUGUGUGCCAUCAUUGCUCACGUCGUCUGCUCAGUCUACUCCAUGUUCUCGGCCAAGCUUCUCAUGCAUAUGUGCUUUGCCUCUAUGUCACUCCAGAUCAUCUUUGUCAUCUCGGCGUAUGUGAGUAGCUUCGUCUCUGCACCCUCCUGUGCUGCCCUAGGGGUGCUGAUCCACUUCUUCUUCCUGGCACAAUUCACUUGGAUGCUCGUACAGGCAUUCAAUUUGUGGAAGGUGUUUGUGAUCAACGAUGAGCACACCGACAGAUACUACAUUCUGUUUAUUGUCAUCGGCUGGUGUUUGCCCGUUGUGGCUAUUGUCAUCUACGUGGUGAUAGCAUAUGCCGCAUUGAACUGGCCAUUCCUUGGUGUCACGUAUGGAGAUGUGCACCUCAAUGGAGACAUUUGUUUUAUGCCUAACGGCUACGCAGCCUUAGCCAGCGUCGUUGGUCCAGCUAUCCUGUGUCUCUUUGGUGUGGCAACCUUCUUCAUCCAUGCUUACCAAGUCAAGCCGCAAUGGAAGCGAUACGAUGACAUCUACAUGGGCAGUUACAACACCACCGAGGUUCAAUUACUUCUGGUGUUCUGGGCGAUCAUCUGCUUGGUCUGUCUCUUCGGCGGCCUUCACAUGGCCUACAGUCAGCUCUGGAUGCUUAUUAUCUUUGUCAUCUUCAACAUUGUCCAGGGUUUGUAUGCCUUUGUGGUGUACACUGUCCUCCGCAACCAGAUCUGCCGUCCCCGGAAGGGCAACUACUCCCUCAACCCGUCUGGCUAUGACAACUCGGUCAUGCUCCUUGACAACAGCCAGUAUGCAGCCAACGGCCUGAUGGCAGCAGGCUCGGAGAAGGGGUCCAGGAUCCUGCUGACCAAAGCUGAGCAGCCCCCCGGGAUGACCCUCAUUGGAAGCCAGGACUUGGAGUGGGAUGCCCAGUCUAUUGGUCGGCAGAGCCACCAUAGUCAUCAGAGCCAACACAGCCAGCAUAGCAAGGCCAACCCAUCCCAGCACAGUCGGCCGGGCUCGAUAGCCAGCCGCGGUGGCGGAGGCCGGCCGGGCUCCGUCACCAACAACCUGUAUGCCCCCGGCCCCUUCCAGGACCCGGCUCCGCUCCCCACCCACCACCCCCACCACGAUGACGACACCGACUCCCAGGACUUUGACGACCUCAUCUUCGCCCUCAAAACGGGCGGGGCUUACGUGCGGGAGGGAGGGGAAUCGCGCAGCCGGCCCUCUUCGCGAGUGAGCAGUACUUUGCAGGAUGACUCCCAACUUGAGGACAUGGAUGCGACAGGAGACACUACGCAAGAUCAUUACGAGAUGAGAAGAAUACAAAUCGCCGAUACACAUCUUUGAUCCCUACCAAACAGGCCAAGUGUAUGUAACAUGGUCAUCAGACUUCCAAGUGAAGCAUUUUGGAUUUGAUCAAUAUCCACCAACGACCACAGACCCAUAUGCCUCCCCCUGCUGUGUCUUCAUUGAGAUGUAGAUUCUUCAGAUGCACUGUAAAUGUGUGACUAAAAAUGUCACCAUCAUUUCAUGCUGCCAAUUUAGACUUCUGUGCCUGGUCUUGAACUCUGUGCCAUACAAGAUGCAAAAAUAUACGAACCCUUGAAAUCUUGAGGUGAUUGGAAAUCGUGGACUGACACCAUUUUUGUACUUCGACAAAGACUUCUCUAUUUUUGUAUGUCAUUGCCGUGAAUGUGUUUUCUAUAGCCACAUUUUUUACUCUGUGUGGAACUUUUGUAGUGACUUAGUACUUAAAUUGUAGCGUAUUCAAAUUGUGUACUUAAAUUGUAGCGUAAUCAAAUUGUGUACCAGAUUUCUGGAAGAAAAUGGAGAUAGCUUUUUCUGUCAUCAUUAAAAUUCAAUAACUCUGCAUUCCUUUCAGAGGAAAUUUAUGAGUCAUACUCAGUACUUUUGCCGAUGGUGAGCAGGUUGAGAAUUAAUAGGCUUAGUACCUCUUUUCUGAUGCUGUGUAUGAACCUCUUAUGUUCUUUUGUAAAAUGAACACAGAUCACUUGCCCAGAUUUUUAAUUUGAGAUCUUUUUUUUUGCAGAGUUUAGCCUAGCUUUGAAAUUAUCUGGUACAAAAAACUCAAAUUUGACAACAAAACGUUUGAUGUUAGUAAUAAGAGGCUUCUUUGUGCUGGAUAGUUAGGCUGGCACCUACUCUGCACUGGUUUGAUAUAUUCUGAGGUCAUGUGCACAGCCUUCAGGAUACCAGACAACAAUAGCCACAACCACUUGCUGCAAUGGGGCACAGAUCUGAGCCCCAAGGAAUACCAAACAAUUCUGAUAGUUUCAAUGUCUUCAUGCAUUCGUAUAAAAGUACUUCUGUCAAAGCUCUGUAGACAUGAAGCAUAUCGAUUGGAAAAAAAUUGCAAAAUAAUUUGUUUUUUAACCUGCACAAUACUGUUGCAUCCGUCCUGUAUUGAAAAAAAUUAUAAGUUCAUAAUGUAAUACCCGCUAGUUUUGUUCUCUGAGUAAAAGUGUACUGACAUAUCUUACUGCGAAAGAACACAGUGCAUUGACCUUAAUUAAUUGUUAUUUAUCACAAAAAUGUCAACUAUAAAGAAAUCCAAUCAAGGGAUUGCAAUUACCAAUAUCUCCGUCCUAUUAUCAAAUUAUUCAGAAAUAAUUAAUUAAUCAAAAUUAUUCAGAAAUAAACAUAUGAAUAAAAAAUAUGAAUAAAGGUUAUAUAUUUGCCUGUAAUCAUGCAGCUCCUUUGAAGCCAAAUUGGAAACUUUGAGGAAAAAAAUUAAUUUCUGAAGUACAUAAUUUAAUUAAUUGAAUGUCUUAUAUUUAUUUGACUUUAAAGCUAAUUUGAAUCCUACAAGCAUUUCUCAAACAUGGGUAGUGAAUGACUAGAUUUUUAAUCCAAGAAGCCUGAUUGAGUUUGAUUUUUAAUAAUUUUGCGCUCAUACUCAGGAUUUGGGGCUGUGGACAAAUCACACUAUUGUAGCCAAGCAAAAUUCAUUUUAAUAAUCCCGUCGUUUUUUCCGUAAUCAUGUGGGAUUUUUUUUGUUCAGAAAAAAAAAACAAUGGAGCGCCUAGCCUGAAUUGUAAUUCGUACGUCACUGUACUUUUCAAACAGAACAGAGCUGAUUAAAUUAAUGUUUGUAUUCAAUA